GCUUAGAACAGUUUUGAGUGCUCAAACGCUGACAGCUUCAGGACUUAUCACAGCGCAGGCCUCAUUUACAAUUACAGUCGCCGCGGCACUCUGGAAAUAAUGAAUAGCGAAAUCCCGUUAUAAUUACUGUACUUGCGUAGUGCUCACAGACCAUGGAAGACGCAGCAUGCACCAGCCUCGCCAGCUUGGCGCGCGCGCUGCCGCUAGACGUGGUUCUGCGCAUAUGCAGCUACCUGCCUGGCAAUGAAAUUGCGGUCACGGCGCGCCUGCUCUGCAAGGAGGCACGUAGUGGGUUUGCCGCGGCCACGCAGGUGCAGGCGGGUGGUCUGCGCGAGUGCGACCCCCUCGAGGAUACCGGGCCCUCAGAGCUCGAGCGCGACACCGGAUGCAUUGGCGGGGUGCCGUUCCACGCCGUGCGGUGGCUCAUCCGACACGCCGACCCCUCCGCACGCGGCUGGCUCUCGCUGCGCCAGCGCUUCUGGCUGCUACACCGGACGCGGCUGCCCGCAGACACCCCGCCGGGACGUCGUCAGGCUCCCGCUGCCGCCGGCGAUAGCAGCAGCGGGGCCGCAGCCCAGCCGCCCGCAACAGCAGCAGCAACAACAGCAGCAACAACAACAGCAGCAGCAACAACAACAGCAGCAGCAACAACAACAGCAGCAGCAACAGAUCCUUGCACCUCAGAGCAGCAUGCAGCUUCGAAGGGUGUGGGCGCAGCCGCAGGCGCAGCCCCGGGUGUGCCAGUCGGGCGGCUGGCAUCACACGGGCUGUGGCGCUGCCCGCCAGACGGGCUUCGAGCCUCUCCCUCGGAUUGGGAGCGGCCGCCCCUACUCCCCUGCCCGCUGCUAUCGGCCCAACCACCCUCGAGCGCAGCAGCACGCCUCGCCUUGGCUACCUCCCCGGAUGCCGCCGGCUGUAGCAACAGCACCGGCGCCAGUAGCACGCGGGGGUGCGGCAGCGCCCACUGCCCCGUGUCGGGUUUCGCCGACACGCCGCCGCUGCUGCUGCUGGAAUCCAUGUCGUACGUCCUGGUUGACCCCGAGGCAGUGUGUCGCGAUGCGCUGCUGGCGGCGGCGCAGUGGGGCGACUGUGACACGCUCAUGCUACUGGCACGUGAUGCGCUGUUCAGGACAACUUUGUUCGGGCCCCACGCGGCCGCAAGCCGCGAUGUCGUCCUCGCAGACCUCAUCUGGGCCUUCUGCGGCGGCCGCGUUGCGCCCGAGCUGUUGGGCUGGAUGUUUGGCGACUCUUCACAGUCGCAGGCGGAGGCGGAGGUGGGCGCGCCCUUCGCCGAGUGGCGGCACAGCGAUGUUCCCUACCUCGCAGCCGCCGUUCACUUGCACACCUUGAGGACGGGAAGCACGCGCCAAGCUGCGGAGGCGCCCUGCACAGGCAGUGCCGCUAGCAGCAGCCGCCACCACAAGCAACAGCAAGAGGCGGAGGUGGAGUGGCAGCGGGCACGCUCCUACGCAUUGCUAGACCAGAUUCGCGCGGUCGGCGGCUUUGCCUUUGACGGGGCUUGCGUCGGCACCUUCCUGCGGGCGGUGUGGCUGGCUGUGACGGUGCUGGGCGGCCAGGGCCAGGAGCUGAUGAGCUGGCUGCUGGAUCGCGGCUGCCCCACAGGGCCGCCCGGCUGGGCCUACGCCGCUGCCAUGUACCCGCCGCCUAUCGGCAUCCGCAGCUUCACACACAACCACAGACCACAGGUGGAGUCAGACCCGCGUCUGUUGCUGCUGCAGCGAGGGCUGCCGCAGGCACCAGUGUUGGAGUGGCUGCGAGGUCGCGGCGUGCCGAUGGGACCUGACGCAACGUGCUGCGUGGAUCGCUUCUGGCUCCUGGCGGACUGCUACAGCCGCUACCUGCAAUGGGUUGCCGAACAAGGCUGUAGCAGGUGGCGCGGCGGUCGGCCGCAAGUGAAGCGCGAGGGGACGAAGGGGCCUGUUGCCGCCGGGGCGGCUGGUGAUGGGGCGGGGGGCAGCGAGCCGCGAGCCGCUAACGGCGCGGAGGCGCAGGCGGGCAACAGCCACACGGUCAAGCCAGGAAAGCGGCGGUCAAGGCGAGCUCGGAAGGCAGUGCGUCGGUUGUUUGGGCGCUGUCUGUGCGGCGGCGGCGUUGGCAGCGGCGACGGGGACGGUGAUGGUGCUCAUGCCGCCGAUGACGACGGGCCAAGUCGUGCCCAAGACGCAUCUGCCCUACCUGCAGCGGAGGGCGAGAGCGGACAGCAGGGGGAGGACCGCUACCAAGAUGUGCUGCGUGCAGCAUUGGCUACUGGUGAGGGGCGACAGGAGGUGCGGGCCGAUGCGAAGAAAGUGGCGCUAGCCAGGAUCCUGUGUUCGUCGCCGGACGUGUGUUGGAGCGUGGGGGCCUCGCGAGGGAUUAUGAAUGCUGUGCCCGGCGGGCCUUUGGACCGGGCACUGGCACACAUGCGGCGGAUGCGGGAGCGGAGGCCGCCAGCGCUGCUGUUUGGUUCUGCUUCGGGUGAAGGCAGUUAAGGACAUGGAAAAGAGUGCAGCUGCAAAUGACGGGCAAACGUUUGUUGGUUACGAUGCGAGAUGAUCACGUGUGACGGGGCAGGGAGUGAGGGCCGGACGCGUGUCCUGGCGCACCAGGGGUUCGGGGUGCUCGCUGUGCCGGUCUGCAGGAGGAGAACCGGCCUACAGACAGGAAGUCGCACGGCAGAACGCAUGAUUGAAAAGAAUUUUAUUCA
Messenger RNA from Chlamydomonas reinhardtii, 2707 nucleotides. RefSeq lists its product as uncharacterized. NCBI's taxonomy places the organism in Eukaryota, Viridiplantae, Chlorophyta, Chlorophyceae, Chlamydomonadales, Chlamydomonadaceae. The record is from RefSeq and is a predicted model, not a curated record. The transcript is spliced from 3 exons. The coding region runs from base 153 to 2492 and encodes 779 amino acids.